Phragmites australis (common reed) is the source of this 804-nucleotide messenger RNA. RefSeq names its product (+)-neomenthol dehydrogenase-like. Gene Ontology annotation, cellular component: membrane. The coding region runs from base 1 to 804 and encodes 267 amino acids. The record is from RefSeq and is a predicted model, not a curated record. Lineage: Eukaryota; Viridiplantae; Streptophyta; Magnoliopsida; Poales; Poaceae. The transcript has 4 exons.
AUGGCCCUCUAUCUAGCCAAGGACCUCGUUGAGAGCAACUCAUGUGCCCGGGUGUUGGUGGUGUGCUCAAAGGAUAUUUUACUAGUGGUUGCGGUUGGCAGGAUUGCCGUGGUCACCGACGGCAUCACCGUGGUUUUACCAGCCAGGGACGAGGCGAGGGGCGCGGCGGCCGUCGAAAAGCUCAGAGAGCUGGGGCUCUCCGACGUCGUUUUCCAUCAACUGGAGAUCACCGAUCCUCCGAGCAUCGCUCGGUUGGUUGAUUUCUUGAAGACCUGUUUUGGGAGGCUAGACAUCCUGUUCAGCGGCUUGGAUGAAAACAAGAGGUUUGGAUGGUUAUGGAAAAAUUGUCGGGAGACUUACCACGCUGCAAAGGAAGGCCUGCAGACAAAUUACUACGGCACCAAGCAUGUAAUCGAAGCGUUAUUGCCUCUGCUGAAAGCCUCCUCCGAUGGAAGGAUCGUUAAUGUCUCCUCUCACUUGGGGCAGCUAAGGCGUUUCAGAAACGAGGAGCUGAAGCAGGAGCUGAACGACACAGGUAAUCUCAACGAGGAGAGGCUAGACGAGCUGCUGGACAUGUUCCUAAAAGACUUCGAGGCCAACUUGAUACAGGCGCGUGGGUGGCCGAUGGCGUUCUCAGCAUACAAGGUGGCCAAGGCGGCCAUGAACGCAUAUUCAAGGAUCCUGGCAAGGGCUCACCCCAAGAUGCACAUCAACUGUGCGCAUCCCGGUUACGUCAAGACCGACAUGACCAUAAAUCUCACCGGCGCUAUCUUUGAAGACUUCAAGGAGUCCUUGUUUGUGUGA